Molecule: messenger RNA, 3579 nt
Organism: Ictalurus furcatus (blue catfish)
Lineage: Eukaryota; Metazoa; Chordata; Actinopteri; Siluriformes; Ictaluridae
Gene: zfta
Product: zinc finger translocation associated
Exons: 5
Coding region: 1079-2923 (614 amino acids)
Biological process (GO): negative regulation of DNA-templated transcription
Source: RefSeq, a predicted model, not a curated record
UGAAGAAAAUUCUAGAUAUUAACUUCAUGAUAUAAAGUGAAUUCUAAAGUAGGAAUAUGCAAUUAUGCAGUUAAGUCCAUAUAUUUCUGGCGAAUACACUAAUUAGCACAAGACCCACCUAACUAAGUGUGACAGAAAGAAAAUUACCACUAAGCGACUACUGCUAAUAAUGUCACUAAUCUAAUACUUUAUGGCAUUAUACAAUUCUGUAAAUGUUACACUGUAAAACAACUCAAAGUGUGUGAAAAUAUUUUAAAAUGGUGUAAACUGACAGAUGUUCCCAGUGCAGGUUAGGAAUUCAGUUGAAAUACUUAAUACAACCAUUGUGUAGUAACUGAUUCUGUAUGUUCUAGCAUUUAGGGCUUUUCUUAGACAUGAUCAUUAAUAACUAGACAUGAUUUCUUAUUCAUGGGCAGAGGAAAUAUAUAGGAGGGAUGGUACCAAAACUAGACGUUUUUGUAAAAGCAAAUAUAAACACUGACCAAAAAAAAAAACCUGAUCAAAAAUCACAUUAAUAAAUAUUUUGCUAAUCGCAGAUACAUAACUAAGAGGCCAAAGUCUAAACUGUUGUAUUGCUUAAAUUGAACUGCAGGAGAUUACAGAUAAACUGUUGUAGGUGAAAUGGUGUACUGCAGCUGAACUGAACUGUAUCUGUACGGCAGUAGCUGAGUGGCCCCGUCCGGAAACCACGUGACCGCAUACUGUCUCUUUAAAUUUACCCAGGAGCCCCUUAAGGAGCCCCAGGGGCCCCAAAGCUCGGCUCCCCACCCUGAAGACAAGCGGAGCCUCUGAAAAACACACACAGGAGGCCAUCUGGAACAUUUGAUGAGUAUUUAAUAAGUACUUCGAUCGGAUGAAGUGCGAAUUGAAACUCGCGUGGACGUGUAAAAGUUGAGUGAAGUUGAGCCGCGUGCACACCGCGCACACAGAGCGACACCGCGCACACUUACACUUACAGGCGAAUGCGUCUUCCUGCUGCUUUCACAAGCGAUCAGCGCAUGCUUCUUCGAAAUACUGCGCCCGUAACAGCGUUUGGUACGCGGAGCGCGGAUUUGGGUCGGUUUAACAUCAGCUAGGCAUGGAAGAAAACGAGUGCAGGGAGUCGGAGCCCGGGGUCCAGACGGAAAGCCUCUCAUUGAUAAUAAGGGAUGAGGAAGAGGAGGCCAGUCCGCCUUUCGGCGCUUCGGCACAGCUCGCAGCAGGUGAAGAUGACAUGACCAAUGGACACAAUAGAGAUGACAGUCAAGCUGGUCUGAUCACUCAUGUGGACUCACCAGGGACGAGCUACUGGAGUGUUUCGGAGAGCCCUGAAUCACCCUCCCUCCUGUCCCUUGUUCUGGGGCCAUCUAGAAACAAAACAUCUCCAGCCAAAGCAGGCUGGGCAUCACGGACUGGCCACAGUCGUAUCCCUGGUCGAGACCACCGCCGUUAUUACCACGAGCACUGGAGAACCGAGUACCUGAUGGAUUUUGACCCCAAGAGAAAUGGGAUGAUCUGCAUGGUAUGUGGCAGCUCCUUAGCCACUCUAAAGCUGAGCACCAUUAAGAGACAUAUCAGACAGAAGCAUCCUGAUUCGUUGCUGUGGAGCGCGUCCGAUAAGGAGGUGAUCCGUUCAGGUUGGGAGAACCAUCUGAAUCUAGAGACUAGUCAGACAUCCUGUGCAGAUUCAGCCAUCGCCUCAGAGCCGGAGGAGACGCUUGAAUGUGCCAGUGAGACAGACAAGCCUGGCAGUGCUGUGAUAGUUAAAACUGAGUCCCAGUCUGAGCCUAGCGUGGUGAGCUCCUCAUCGGCUCAGGAGACUCAGAGUGUGUUGACUGAGAUACUAGAGCGCUACGUGAACGACUCGCUGCACGCCUGGUUCCGCCAGGAGUUCCUAAUGGAGUACCAGGCAGAGGUGGGCAGGCUGGUGUGCAUGGUGUGCAGCCGUCCCUUGCCCUCGCUUCACCUCGACCACAUCAAGAGGCAUGUGCUGGAGCAGCAUCCCAACUCACUGGUGUACAGUGCAGGGGAGAAACAUCGAGUCCUGCAGAGCUGGGCCCAAAGCCAGGACUCUGCAAGAGACUAUAUCAAGACAGAGCCAGACACCAAAGACCUGAGCGUGAACAGACGAGUACCGCUCCCUGCCACAGAGCCUGCCUCUCUCCAGCACAUCACAGAGCCAUCCGGAGGGUCUGGGAGGGAAUCAGAAGACCCUUCUCACCACACCCCUAACAGCAGGUUAAAAAAAGGCAGCCCAUGGCAUCUACGGCUGGAUUAUUUGGUUGCUAUUGGGCCUCCGAGCAUGCCAGGCUGCUUCUGCAUGGUGUGUUCCGAGGAGCUGCCAGUGGUGAGAGUCAGCAGCUUUCGCAGGCACAUAGAGGACUGUCACCCUGAGACCAGCUAUCUCAGCCAAAGAGAGAGAGAAGACAUAGCCAGCGCCUGGACCCAGGAGGUGGCCACGGAGGAGCCGGAAACACAUUCACAACAGGCUUCCCCCAGUGAUGCACCCGUUAAAAGCAAGACGUUUUCCAUAAAACCAUUCGCCUGGCAGCGUGGCAUCAAGAAGGAAGACAGGGAGAGGUCAAAGAUCAUGUCCGCGCCCAUUAUUGGGAGAAACGUCCACUACCCAGGCAAGGACCAGCGGCGUAACUACCAGGUGCGCUGGCGAAUGGAGUACCUGAUGGACUACGACUGCAGGAGGCACGGGCUGAUCUGCAUGGUGUGCCGCACCACUCUAGCGACUCUGAAGGUGAGCACGAUCAAGAGGCACAUCCAGCAAGUCCACCCUCACUCGCUGAACUACAGUGCCGAGGAGAAGCAGCAGGCAGUGGAGAGCUACAGCCAAGCGACGCUACACUUCGUUCACGCUGAAAACUGUUUCUCAGGCUCGGAUCACAGUCACGUAGCACAGACUAACACUAAGGUUGAGAUCGACCAGGUUUAAUGAACAGUGAGGGUUGUGGCAUGCUUUCUUGCACUCAGGAAGAAGAUUGCUGGAACAAGCCAAAAUAUGAUCUCCACAGCUUUUUAGUUGAGAAUGAAAGCUUGAUACAAUUUUUUCUGUGCACUUUUUGUUUGUUUGAUUUCACAACAUGAUUUCAAUUAUUAAGCAAUGAUCUUCUUGGAGUUGGAGAAAAGUAAAGUUGUUUCCUACAGAGGAAUGAUGUCACUGGCUUGAAUACAAAUGAAGGACCUAACAGGGCUCUACAGUGCAACCAUUUCACUCGCAUUUGUGACUGAAAAGUACUUUGUGCGACUGUGAAAAAAAAAUAUAUUCGCACCGGUGCGAGUGACCUGGUCGGAGUUGUAUAAUACAAUUAGAAUAAAAACUGCAAGUCCAAAAUGCAUCUAGCUACAGUUACUUUCACUUCAAUUUGCCGAUCUCACAAACCGCCGUCUUUUAUUGAUCGCGCAAAAUGACCUGAACCUGCGACUGUGACAUGCUCGUGUACACACAGCGGCGUCGGGCAGAGUAAAUUAAUAAUAAUGCUAACACUACAAGGUGGGUUUAAUUCAAACUUCUUUAUUAAAUAAUUCCUCACCAAUCAUAAUCAAGAAUAACAACUGUUCAGUCUGUAGACACAGUACACUGCCGCUCUC